Strongyloides ratti is the source of this 1707-nucleotide messenger RNA. RefSeq names its product Probable nuclear hormone receptor HR3. Gene Ontology annotation, molecular function: RNA polymerase II cis-regulatory region sequence-specific DNA binding; zinc ion binding; nuclear receptor activity. Bases 1 to 1707 code for a protein of 568 amino acids. The transcript is spliced from 5 exons. The record is from RefSeq and is a predicted model, not a curated record. Gene Ontology annotation, cellular component: nucleus. Lineage: Eukaryota; Metazoa; Nematoda; Chromadorea; Rhabditida; Strongyloididae. Gene Ontology annotation, biological process: regulation of transcription by RNA polymerase II.
AUGUUAACAGGAAAUUCAAAAAAUUUCUCAAAUAUUGGUGAAACUUCAUCAUCACCCGAAAUAAAGGAUGAAUAUUUAUUUGUUAAAAAAGAAUAUUCCUCUCCUUCAGAGGGUAGGACAAGUUCUGCAGAUAGCGGUCUUGACAUCAAAAAUGAAAAUGAUCCUGGCUUAGGGGAUUUAAAAGAAAAUCCUAUUCCACAAAUAUCAACACAAAUAGAAGUAAUUCCGUGCAAAGUUUGCGGUGAUAAAUCAUCUGGCGUUCAUUAUGGAAUAAUAACUUGUGAAGGUUGUAAAGGAUUCUUUCGUCGAUCACAGUCAAAUAUUGUUAAUUAUCAAUGUCCUAGGCAGAAAAAUUGUACCGUAGAUCGUGUGAAUAGGAAUCGUUGCCAGUAUUGUAGACUUAAGAAAUGUCUUGAACUUGGUAUGAGUAGAGAUGCAGUUAAAUUUGGGAGAAUGUCAAAGAAACAAAGAGAGAAGGUGGAGGAUGAGGUAAGAAUGCAUAAACAAUUAGCAGAAGUUCAUGGAAUCUCACCAUAUUCAUCAUUUAUGGAAUACUCACCACCAAAUACACAUCAAAAUAUUUCACAACAAGGACCACCACAGAUAAUGUAUUCACAUCAUCCACAACCUCCAUCAGUAACAUCACAUAAUCAAAGUGGUAUACCACAUUAUGAUAUGUAUGGUGGUACUACAACGGGUCCAAUGCCUAUAUCAUCAACUACAUCAGCAGCAUCAACUCCAUCCGGUGGUACAGGUGGACAUCCACAACCUCAAUAUAUACCUAAUGGUGGUGGUACUGUAACAAUAAGUGUUUAUAAUCAACAUCAAAUGGCAGCAGCACCAAUAUCAUAUCCAACAGGACAAGGUGCUGAUUAUGUAUUAGUUCCCCAACAAGCAGCAGUACCAUCUUCUAAUGGUGGAUAUCCAGAUACUCCAUCACAUCCAAUGAUGACAACAAUAGGUGGUUGUAUGACAACCCCAACUUCAAUUGAUGAAGAUUUGAUAAAAAAUUUAACAAUGGCAUAUGAAAAUGGACAUGCAACAUUUCUAAGAAGUAAAGAUAGAGCUCUCCAACAAAUUGAUGGUCAUAUGGAACAAAUGCUUAUGAAUAUGAAUACUGUUGAAGGAUGGGUGAGAUAUUCAGAAGAGAUAACAAAAAUAAUACAAUGUAUAAUAGAAUUUGCCAAAUUAGUAGAAGGAUUUAUGAGGCUUGAUCAGGAAGAGCAAAUAAUGUUACUAAAACAUGGUGUCUUUGAGUUAUCAGCUAUAGCAAUGUCCCAAUACUAUAGUAUUGAUACUCAUACAUUAACAUUAGUUGAUAUGAUAAUACCAUCACAUAUAUUUACAUGUACAAACCCAUCAGAGCUCAAAUUUAUUCAAGAUCUCCAUAGUGUUAUCCAUCAACUGGCAACAUUUGGCCUUAAUACAUCGGAGUUAGCUUUAUUCUCUGCAUGGGUGUUACUAGAAAAUACACAUAAAGAACAUAUAUAUGUUGAAAGGAUUCGAUCAACAUUAGCUGGAAUGUUAGCUCCAAGAUUUGGUGGUGAUGGUAUGGGCACAAUAGAUAGAUUAAUAGGAAUUCUUCCACAAUUAAGAAAUUUGGCUCAUAAUCAUAUAGUUCUUUUAAAUAACUUUAGAAAUUCUUAUCCUGAAGCUAAUAAUCAAUUACCAGCAUUAUAUAAAGAGUUAUUCUCUGUAGAUCAAUGA